AUGGGUCUCUUGCAACUGCACGUUGAUGGGAAGGUGUUUCGCGAUCCCCAAAACCGAGAGAUCGUCUUGAGGGGCAUCAAUGUUGCAGGAGAUGCCAAGUAUCCGAAAAGUCCGGAUAUGCCUUCGUACGUCUCGGAAGGAUUCUUUGAGGCAGAUGACGUUUCCUUCGUGGGUCGCCCGUUCUCGUUGGAUGAGGCACACACCCAUUUCAAGCGACUACGUAGAUGGGGUUACAACGCCAUACGAUACAUCUUCACAUGGGAGGCGAUCGAGCACGCUGGACCGGGUAUUUAUGAUGAAGAAUGGAUCUCAUUCACGAUUGAGGUCCUCAGAGUUGCGAAGCAGUAUGAAUUUUAUAUCUUUAUGGAUCCCCACCAGGAUGUUUGGUCGCGUUUGUCUGGGGGGUCAGGCGCACCUAUGUGGACACUCUAUGCGGCAGGACUGAACCCUAGAGCAUUCAAAGCCACUGAGGCUGCGCUGGUUCACAAUACUUAUGACGAUCCUGCUGAAUUUCCGAAGAUGAUUUGGAGUACGAAUUACACGCGCCUGGUGUGCCAGACUAUGUUCACACUCUUUUGGGCAGGUCGUGACUUUGCGCCUAAAGCGGUCAUUGAUGGAAUGAAUAUCCAAGAUUAUCUCCAAUCUCAUUUCAUUGCAGCGUGCAAGCAUCUAGCGUUUCGUAUCCAUGAAGCUGCAGAUGUUGAGCAUGAGGUAGUCAUUGGUUGGGAGACCAUGAAUGAGCCUCACCGUGGGCUUAUUGGAUUCCAGGAUAUCUCUGUGAUUCCUCCCGACCAGCAGCUUCAGCUUGGAACCUCGCCUACCGCCUUUCAAGCCAUGUUGACCGGUUCUGGCCGGGCGUGUGAGCAGACGACCUGGGCGUUCGGUAGCUUUGGUCCCUACAAGACAGGCAGAAAACUCGUCGAUCCAGAGGGGCAAUCGGCCUGGCUGCCCAAGAACCAUGACGAUAGCAAGUAUGGUUGGAGGCGCGACCCUGACUGGAAAUUAGGGGAAUGUAUAUGGGCCCAGCAUGGUGUCUGGGAUCCAAGCACGGAGACUCUGCUCCAGAAAGAUUAUUUCUCGAAGGUACCAAGCACUGGAAAGCCACUGACCUAUGAAAUAUUCACCAAUUCCUACUUCAUGGAUCAUUAUCGAGCUUAUCGGGAUGCUAUUCGAGACGUAUGGCCCGCAGCUAUUCUACUGUGCCAGCCACCUGUUAUGGAAGUGCCCCCUGACUUGAAGGGGACCAAAGAUGAUGAUCCCAACAUGGUCCAUGCUGUCCACUAUUAUGAUGGCCUCACGCUCUUGACAAAGCAUUGGAAUCGGCUUUACAAUGUGGAUGUCAUUGGUGUUCUGCGAGGCAAGUACUGGGCCCCGGCAUUCGCCGUGAAGGUGGGAGAAACGGCAAUUCGCAACUGCCUUCGUGAUCAAUUGAAAUUUCUUCGGGAGGAAAGCUUGAAAUACAUGGGCAAUCAUCCCUUACUCUUCACCGAGAUUGGUAUCCCCUAUGACAUGGACAACAAGAAGGCCUAUGACGACGGAGACUACAGCAGCCAAACAAGUGCAAUGGAUGCAAAUCAUUUCGCGCUCGAAGGCAGCACCGCCAAUGGCUUUACGCUCUGGUUAUAUCAAACAGAGAACAACCACAAGUGGGGUGACUUAUGGAAUGGAGAAGAUUUGUCGAUUUACUCUCGCGACGACAUGGAACUUCCAAAUAAGGCCACUUAUACCUCACUGAACCCCCAAUCACCGGCUUACUCCGAGAGUCACAGUAGCGUCGAUGAGCCAGAAGUUGAUCCCCGGAACCUCAAGCGCGCCCUCACAAGCCCGUCGAUCUCAAGUGUCAGCUCACAGACCCCCAAGGGAUACCGGGCUGCAGAGGCAUACAUCCGUCCCAGUCCGAUUUACGUGAGCGGUUCUUUGCAAAGUCACGUCUUUGACCUUCGUAAUUGCACCUUUACGAUGACUUUAACCGCAGAAGCUGCCACGACAAGUGAAGCACCAACAGAGAUCUACCUGCCCGAGUUCCACUUCCCAGAGAGCAAGGUUGUUGUUGCGGUCAGCGGGGGUAGGUGGAAAAUUGAUUAUCAGGAAAUUCAAUCUAUCAAAGUACCUCGAUUGCAAUGGUGGCAUGCAGAGGGCGAUCAAAGCAUCAAGAUUGAAGGUGUCAAGCGCAAGCCUGGGCAGGUAGAUGAUUCGUCGAGUGAGGAUGCAACGUACUUGGAAAGAUGUGAGAAGGGGGAUUGUCGUGUCAUGUAA
Molecule: messenger RNA, 2256 nt
Organism: Penicillium oxalicum
Lineage: Eukaryota; Fungi; Ascomycota; Eurotiomycetes; Eurotiales; Aspergillaceae
Product: sterylglucosidase 1
Exons: 3
Coding region: 1-2256 (751 amino acids)
Biological process (GO): carbohydrate metabolic process; ergosteryl 3-beta-D-glucoside catabolic process
Molecular function (GO): steryl-beta-glucosidase activity
Source: RefSeq, a predicted model, not a curated record